Vitis vinifera (wine grape) is the source of this 486-nucleotide messenger RNA. Its product is annotated as lignin-forming anionic peroxidase-like. Gene Ontology annotation, molecular function: peroxidase activity; heme binding. The transcript has 3 exons. NCBI's taxonomy places the organism in Eukaryota, Viridiplantae, Streptophyta, Magnoliopsida, Vitales, Vitaceae. Gene Ontology annotation, biological process: response to oxidative stress. Bases 1 to 486 code for a protein of 161 amino acids. The record is from RefSeq and is a predicted model, not a curated record.
AUGGGUUUAACAGCAGGGAGUUCAAGUUGGCCCUCUUGCAUUUCUCCUGCCUGCAUUUUUCUUGCUGUGUUCCUCAUUCUUUCAAACAUGCCUUGUGAAGCUCACCUAUCUCCAACAUUCUAUGAUCAUACCUGUCCAAGAGCACUCACCACCAUCCAGACAGCUGUCAGAACAGCUGUGUCACGUGAGCGUAGAAUGGCAGCAUCUCUAAUUCGUCUUCACUUCCACGAUUGCUUUGUCCAGGGCUGUGAUGCAUCAAUCUUGCUUGAUGAUUCCUCCUCCAUUCAAAGCGAGAAGAAUGCACCUAAUAAUUUGAAUUCAGUUAGAGGGUACGAAGUCAUAGAUAAUAUCAAGUCAAAGGUGGAGAGCCUAUGUCCAGGCGUUGUAUCUUGUGCAGACAUUGUUGCCGUCGCAGCCCGAGAUGCAUCUGUUGCUAUUAAUUUUCGCCGUGUAUCAAAUAGGUUAGUGGCCCAACAUGGACAGUGA